Molecule: messenger RNA, 1044 nt
Organism: Mesitornis unicolor (brown roatelo)
Lineage: Eukaryota; Metazoa; Chordata; Aves; Mesitornithiformes; Mesitornithidae
Product: sodium bicarbonate transporter-like protein 11
Exons: 9
Biological process (GO): transmembrane transport; monoatomic anion transport; monoatomic ion homeostasis
Cellular component (GO): basolateral plasma membrane; plasma membrane
Molecular function (GO): solute:inorganic anion antiporter activity
Source: RefSeq, a predicted model, not a curated record
AGUCUCCACCAGCAGCGAUGUCAAGAAAUGGAUACUUCUUUGAAGAGAGUGGGUACCUCAAGUGCGACACAGAUGAUGGCUGUGAGACCAAGGAGGAGACAGGGGGUGAGGAGCUUUUCGACGCGGUGAACUCCUCCAUCGUGUCGGGGGACAGCAUCCGCUUCUUCGUCAACGUCAACCUGGAGGUGCCACCGAAUGCCACUGCUGAAAAUGAAAGUGCUGGCUGCGUGUUACUGCACACAUCAAGGAAGUACCUGAAGUUAAAGAAUUUUGAGGAGGAAGUCAGAGCUCACAGAGACCUGGAUGGGUUCUUGGCCAGAGCCAGCAUCAUCCUUGACGAAACGGCCACUUCCUUGGAUGAUGUUCUUCGGGAGAUGCUGAAACACUUCGCUGAAGAUCCCGAGAAUACAGAACCAAGCUGCAACUUUGAAAAAAUCAUGAGCACUUUAUUCACGGAUUCAGGGACCCCACGAGAAGGGAAUGGCACCCCUGAUGUUUCAGAGUCAACAGGAAUGAAUAUACAAACAUGUCCAUCGCACCUCAAAUUUCACCUCUUAUCAGAUACAAUUCAGGGGGUCACGGCGACAGUCACAGGGGUGCAGUAUCAGCAGUCCUGGCUCUGUAUCAUUUGCACUAUAAAGUCCCUCCAGAGACGUCAUGUUUGCAUCAGCCGCCUGGAGAGGCCUCAGAACUGGGGUGAGAACUCCUGCGAAGUGAGAUUUGUGAUAUUAGUCCUGGCUCCUCCUAAAAUGAAAAGUACCAAGACUGCUACAGAAGUGGGCAGGACCUUUGCCACAAUGUUUUCGGACAUAACCUUUCGGCAGAAGCUCCUAGAAACCAAAACUGAAGAGGAGUUCAAGGAAGCCUUAGUCCACCAACGGCACUUGUUGACAGUGGUGAAUCAGAGACCCUCGGGGAUGAGCGAUGGGCACAAAUCGCAUGGUCCCAAGCCCCUCAAGCUGCAUGAGUUUCUCAACGUUGGCAAGGGGAUUUCUGAUGACAUUGCACGAAGAUUUCCAGUGUACGCGUUGGACUUCACUGACG